CGUCUCUACUGUUUUCUUCAUACGUCUGUGGUCGACACGCACUUCUCCAGGAAUGGAUAACGAUGCACCAGAUGAGGCCUUUGCUGAUUUCAGGAAGAAGCAGCUCGGAGGAUGGGGUGUUGCUCAGAUAGCUGCUGGCACUGGGCUUACUGUAUAUGCCAUAUGGGUGGGAAUCAUUCAACCAGGCUUCCGGAAAGUCCCCUUGAGGCUACAGGUCCCGUACAUUCCUGCCAGCAGAGCUCAAGUAGCUCAUGUCAUGACACUGUUGAGAGGCCGUAAGGGGGGCCUUGUGGAUCUGGGAUCUGGUGAUGGCCGCAUUGUCUUGGAAGCACAUCAGCAGGGUUUCACUCCUGCUAUUGGUUAUGAGCUCAACCCUUGGCUUGUUCGCCUGUCCCACUUUAAUGCCUGGAGAGCAGGACAUCAUGAGAAAGUGUCGUACCGAAAGGAAGAUCUCUGGAAGGUCGACUUGAGAGAAUGCAGAAAUGUCACAGUAUUUCUGGCUCCUAGUGUGCUUUCAUUACUGCAGCAGAAGUUACAUACUGAGCUUCCUAAUGAUGCUUUAGUGGUAGCUGGUCGUUUUCCCUUUCCUGACUGGACACCCUGCAGGAUUGAGGGACAUGGUGUGGACAGAGCCUGGGCAUAUAGCAUGCAGGCACAAAGACAGCACACCUCCAAGAAAAAUGACAAGCUUACAGAAAGCAACCUUAACAAUGAACUAACCAAGGAGGAAUGAUCCACUUGAAGCUACAUAAAUGUUACUAGACUUUUGCACUCCAUAGUGGUAACAUUAAAUCAAAGUAAUUAAUUAACUUACUCCUUAAAAUAUGUCAAUACCGUUUUCUUUCAAAAACACUGUAGACAUUUUAGGAAUUGCCUGCCUCGGGGGAGCAAGUUCUAAAAUGUUGCAUCAUCUGUAUUUUUUCUGCUGAAGAUUAUUUUAUUUAGUUUUAAGUGUUUAUUGAUUUUUAGUCAUUAUUAUUAUUGUUGUUGUUAUUACUUAAUAAUUCUUAUACAGGCCUAUAUAUAGUUUGACAACUUCAGAGGGAAUUUUUGAUUCUAUGAUGCAGCUUGUUAGUCAUUAUUGUUGUUGUUGCUGUUGUUAUUACUUAAUAUUUAUUACAUAGGCCUAUAAAUUGUUGGGCAACUUCAGAGGGAAUUUUUGAUUCUAUGAUGCAGCUUGUUUUCUAUAAGUAGAAUGUACACAAAAUAAAAAGACUUUAUGUUUG
Anoplopoma fimbria (sablefish) is the source of this 1226-nucleotide messenger RNA. It is a transcript of the gene antkmt, whose product is annotated as adenine nucleotide translocase lysine methyltransferase. Gene Ontology annotation, molecular function: protein-lysine N-methyltransferase activity. Gene Ontology annotation, cellular component: mitochondrion. Gene Ontology annotation, biological process: peptidyl-lysine trimethylation; positive regulation of proton-transporting ATP synthase activity, rotational mechanism; regulation of mitochondrial ATP synthesis coupled proton transport. Lineage: Eukaryota; Metazoa; Chordata; Actinopteri; Perciformes; Anoplopomatidae. Bases 53 to 733 code for a protein of 226 amino acids. The record is from RefSeq and is a predicted model, not a curated record. The transcript has 6 exons.